Messenger RNA from Cydia strobilella, 1190 nucleotides. RefSeq lists its product as uncharacterized. The record is from RefSeq and is a predicted model, not a curated record. The transcript is spliced from 2 exons. Lineage: Eukaryota; Metazoa; Arthropoda; Insecta; Lepidoptera; Tortricidae. The coding region runs from base 123 to 1190 and encodes 355 amino acids.
CAGUCCGCUCCCCCCGCCACCCGCGCCAGCGCAAUUGAAGCCGUGUAAAUGGCGAAGUCAGUCGCUGCCACUGUAUUGUACGGGGACCACGCUGCGUCGCACCACUCGCACCGCAUCACAAAAUGACGCGAAAACUGAGCGACACGGAAAACUUGAAGCUUAUUCAACUAUACCGCGAUAAUGAAUGCCUGUGGGAUAAUAAAUCACAAAAUUAUAGAAAUAGAGAAAUGCGUGCAACAUCAUUACAGAAUAUUGCACGAGUAUUGAAUUUAGAAGGGUUUGGUCCUACCGAGCUCAAAAAUAAAAUUAAAAACUUGAGGGCAACUUACUACUUGGAACUGGAUAAAAUUAAAAAGUCCUCAAAAUCAGGCGCUGGUGGAAAUGUGUAUAUCCCAAAAGUGAAAUGGUUCGAAGAAAUGGACGCUUUUAUAAGAAAUGUAUCUAUACAAAGGAAAACAACAGAUAAUUCUGAUACUCCCAGAAAUAUUCCUGUUUCUGGUGAUGAUGAUGAUGAUGAAGAUGAGAUAAGAUCAGAGAGAAGACAGCUUAGUAAUGCUGAAAAUAAUAACAAUGGGAAUUCACCAGCUUCAGAAUCCGGGCCGACCACACCAAACUCCAAUCAACCGCAAAGACCGAGGUCAAAACGUAGCAAACUGUCUCAGAUGUCCGAAAUGAUAAAAGACAUAAAAAAUGUAUCACAUAGUAUCAAUAUGCCAUCAGACGAAGAAAAUGAUUGUGAUAUUUACGGAAAGCAUGUGGCUUCUCAGUUAAAAAAACUCUCUGAGGAACAAUGUAUAAUAGCACAGGAAGAAAUUCAGAGAAUAAUAUCUAAGUGUAGACUGGCAGAUCUAGAAAAGAGAAGAAGAAACGUGAAUAUCUACCCAAAUACACAAUUUUCUAUGAGGGCCACUACUAGUACACAGCCUCAGCAGAACCGUUAUACUCCUAGUCCAGCUUCUACGACAAACAGCGGCAACAGUAGCUCCUUAGGAUUUUAUCCCACCCAGUCUACACAGACAGCUGUCCCCAGUAGUAGCUCUAUGGGAGUUUACUUUUCAUCGCCAACUGAAGGUCCAAGAUAUGUAGAUCCCAGUCAGGUGCUCAUCAGUGUCGCCCGUCCUGAUGUUGAGUGGGAAAGCGACAAUGCAAGUGCAACUAAUGUUAUUGAUUAUGCUUUUGAUACAGCUUAG